AUUUAGGACUUCCGCGUUGUCAGAAAUCUGCAACACCGACAGACGAGUUUUUAAAACAAACACUUGUCAGCAGGAGCAUCCCUGCGCUGCCGGGCAGCAAAACAAAGGCAGGUCAGCGGUGUGAUGCCAGCUGAAGCCUCCCGGCUGAGCUGCUGACUCCCCCCUUCAUCACCAUCCUCAUCGUCACCAUGUCUCUGGGCGACAACCCUCACCUGCUGCUGGGCAGGAUCCGCUUCCUGAACAGGUGCAUCGAGAGUUUCCGGAGGAGCGAACCGGUGCCCGAGUGUCUGUGUUACGUCCCCAAAGAGGUGUGCUACAAAAUCUGCAAGGAUUCAUCGUCCACCUCCGGAGCCUCCUCUGGGGCCUCAGCAGGAGGCUCCACCGUCGGGAAAACUGUCGUCUCCGUCUUCGAAAGUCCUCAUCAGAUUCCCCACAGCAAGAAGUUAAGCAAGUACAACAUAGAACCAAAGAAAGGGACAUGCAUCCGGACCACAGGGGAGGAAUACUGCAACAGCCAGGGCCUGUGGGUCAAAAUGAACAAGGAGCAGCUGGAGGAGCACCGUCCGGGCCAGGAGCUGGAGGAAGGCUGGAUCCUGGUGUGUAAACACACAGAGGGAGGCGACCGACUGGUGCCCGUCGAGUCACCGGAGACUGUCAGCCGGCAGCAGCAGCUCUUCGGCUACGACCACAAACCCUGCAACAGGUGGGAGCAGGUGGUGGACGUGGAGAAUGCGCUUUACAUCGGGUCCAAACCCAAAAUCGCAGAGUGUGACGACAACGCCGUCCAGAAGCUGAGGUACGUUCCUCCUACCUGGACGUAUGAAUGUGACGAGGACCUGGUUCACUACUUCUACGACCACAUUGGGAAAGAGGACGAGAACCUGGGCAGCGUGAAGCAGUGUGUGACCAGCAUCGAUGUUUCUUCGUGUUCGGAGGAUCCCAGCGGAGGAGUGAGCUGUCUGACGGAUGGCGACACUGAAACUUACUGGGAGAGCGACGGCAUGCAGGGACAGCACUGGAUCCGCCUGCACAUGAAGAGAGGCACUGUGGUCAAUAAGCUGAUAUUAACUGUGGACUCAACCGACGACAACUACAUGCCCAAGAGAGUCACAGUGUUCGGAGGAGAAGGAGACAACCUGAAGAAGCUGAGCGACGUCACCAUAGACGAUAAUCUGAUUGGAGAAGUGUGUGUGCUGGAGGACAUGAACUCCCACCUGCCCAUCAUCGAGGUUCGGAUCGAGGAAUGUAGAGAUGAAGGGAUAGACGUCCGGAUCCGAGGCUUGAAGAUCAAGUCUUCAUGUGAAAGGGACUUGGGUCUGAACGCUGAUGUUUUCCAGUCCUCUAACCUGGUGCGUUACCCCCGUCUGCAGGGCACGCUGCCGGACAUCCUGUACCGCAGAGCGCUGGUCAUCCAGAGGUUCAUCUGUCUCCUGGACAGUGUGCUGCCUCACCUGGUGCCGGCCUGGGACUACAGCCUGGGUACCUUCAACCAGAUCAAAAGCAUAAAGCAGUUCCUGCUGCUGUCGAAGCGCCGCUCCGCCCUCAUCACUCAAUGCCUGAAGGACUCGGAGACCAGCAAGCCUAACUUCAUGCCUCGCCUCUACAUCAACAGACGUCUGGCCAUGGAGCACCGAGACAACCCGUCUCUGGAUCCCAACUGCAAGAACGCUGUGUUAAAUCAGGUGUAUGAAGGUCUGAAGCCAUCUGACAAGUUUGAGAAGACUUUGGAUUACAGAUGGCCCGCUCGCUACGACCAGUGGUGGGAAUGUAAGUUCAUUGCAGAGGGAAUCAUCGACCAAGGAGGGGGCUUCAGGGACAGUCUGGCCGACAUGUCAGAGGAGCUUUGUCCCAGUUCAGGCAAGUGUCCGAUGCCUCUGCCAUUCUUCACCCGGACGUCCGAUCAGGGAUCUUUAGGGGCCAGAGAUUAUUACGUCCCCAACCCGUCCUGUAAAGAGUUUCACAAGUACGAGUGGAUCGGUCAACUGAUGGGAGCUGCUCUCAGAGGGAAAGACUUCUUGGUCUUGGCUCUGCCCGGGCUGGUGUGGAAGCAGCUGACUGGGGAAUCCAUCAGCUGGAGUAAAGACUUCCCUGCUGUGGACUCCAUGCUGGUAAACCAACUGGACUCGAUGGAGAACAUGGACCGGGAGACGUUUGAGUUCAUGUUCGGGGAGGAGCUGGAGUACACCACCCUGCUGAGCGACGGCCAGAUGGUGGAGCUCAUCCCCGGCGGCAGUAAUGUGCCGGUUCGCUACGAGGACCGCAGCGAGUUCAGCCGCCUGGUGCAGAAGGCUCGGCUAGAGGAGAGCAAACAGCAGAUUGCAGCCAUGCAGGCGGGGCUGCUGAAGGUGGUUCCUCAGGCGGUGCUGGACCUGCUCACCUGGCAGGAAGUGGAGAAGAAAGUGUGCGGAGACCCGGAGAUCACUGUGGAAGCCCUGAAACGACUCACCCGGUAUGAAGACCUGGAACAAAGUGACGUUAGAGUGCAGUACUUAUGGGAGGCGCUGACGAACUUCACCAAUGAGGAUCGCAGCAGGUUUCUGAGGUUUGUAACUGGUAGAAGUCGUCUUCCUGCUCCCAUCUACGUCUUCCCUGACAAGCAAGGCUCUGAAACAACUGAUGCACUUCCACAGUCCUCCACAUGUUCUAGCACCCUUUAUCUACCCAACUAUCCAAGUGCGAAGGUUUGCGAGGAGAAGCUGCGUUACGCUGCGUAUAACUGUGUGGCCAUCGACACCGACAUGAGUCCGUGGGAGGAGUGAUCCUCCUGCUGCUCCACUGACUGCUGCACACUCCACAAAUCACCGUCGAACGGAGGAAUCUCGCCAAGUUUAUCACCUUGUCUUCACAUCUGCCAAAUAACCAAUAGCUGUAUAUAAUAAAGAACUAUAUGGAACCAUGAA
Molecule: messenger RNA, 2900 nt
Organism: Stegastes partitus (bicolor damselfish)
Lineage: Eukaryota; Metazoa; Chordata; Actinopteri; Pomacentridae
Gene: hectd3
Product: HECT domain containing 3
Exons: 20
Coding region: 189-2759 (856 amino acids)
Biological process (GO): proteasome-mediated ubiquitin-dependent protein catabolic process
Molecular function (GO): ubiquitin-protein transferase activity
Source: RefSeq, a predicted model, not a curated record